This is a messenger RNA of Pelodiscus sinensis (Chinese soft-shelled turtle), 2830 nucleotides long. Lineage: Eukaryota; Metazoa; Chordata; Testudines; Trionychidae. The record is from RefSeq and is a predicted model, not a curated record.
AUGACUGAGGAGAUUCUUCUUUAAAAUUUGUUUGGCUCUGCACUUGACACAGAUUGAGAAUUGUCUUCCUGCACUGUUAAUGGGGACACAGUUAAAAGAAUCUGUAUGGGAUCCUAAGGAUUUACGGAUGGAUGAUGCGCUUACAAUGAUUAAGGUCAACAUGGAUUCGUGGUUCUUUGUCCUCUUGCUUGGAAGUGGCCUGACAUGUCUAGGUGCAGACAACAUUACCACAGUGCCACCGUCUACAGAGCACACCUCCACUGUGCAUUCUGUGAAAGCCCUUACAUCGAAGGCAGGUGGCGAAAAGAUCACUAGUCCAAACAGCCUGAAUGCUAGCUCUCCAACAACCGUACCUUCCGUGGUGUCAGCGCCUACGACUCUGCAAACCCCAGAACUCACCCAGGAUGCCACUGGCGUCUCGCCAGUUACUGAAAACAGCACCAUGAGGACAACUGUGCCUGUGCCUGCAUCCACCUCUAGUCCACCCAGCACAACAUCUUCCCUUUCACAAACAGCUUCUCAAGAUGUAAAGACAGUGGCUGCAGUAGGGAGCAUCACUAUGGAAGUGACUUCUUCAGAAGCCAUUGUCACUUCAGGUGGGCCAGCAGACGGCCAAGGUUUGGGCAGAAGAGAUGAGACUCCAAUUAUAGCUGUAAUGAUAGCCCUAUCUUCCCUGCUAAUCAUCGUAUUUAUAAUUAUUGUGCUAUAUAUGUUAAGGUUUAAGAAAUACAAGCAAGCUGGGAGCCAUUCCAACUCAUUUCGCUUGUCCAAUGGCCGAACAGAUGACACAGAGCCUCAGAGCAUGCCGCUGCUUGCCAGAUCUCCCAGCACCAACAGGAAGUACCCGCCACUGCCUGUGGAUAAAUUGGAAGAAGAGAUUAACCGGCGAAUGGCAGACGAUAAUAAACUCUUCCGGGAAGAAUUCAACGCUCUCCCAGCAUGUCCCAUCCAGGCCACAUGCGAAGCUGCCUCCAAGGAGGAGAACAAAGAGAAGAACAGAUAUGUCAACAUUUUGCCCUAUGAUCAUUCCAGGGUUCAUCUGACUCCCGUUGAAGGUGUCCCGGAUUCAGAUUACAUUAACGCCUCCUUCAUUAAUGGAUACCAAGAUAAAAACAAGUUUAUUGCUGCACAAGGACCAAAAGAAGAAACAGUAAAUGAUUUCUGGAGAAUGAUUUGGGAGCAGAACACAGCGACAAUUGUCAUGGUGACCAACCUGAAAGAGAGAAAAGAGUGCAAAUGUGCUCAGUACUGGCCAGACCAGGGCUGCUGGACUUACGGAAACAUCCGGGUAUCUGUGGAGGAUGUGACAGUCUUGGUUGACUACACAGUGCGAAAGUUCUGCAUUCAACAGGUAGGUGAUGUCACAAACAAAAAGCCUCAGCGCUUGGUGACCCAGUUCCACUUCACCAGCUGGCCUGACUUUGGAGUCCCCUUCACCCCCAUCGGGAUGCUGAAGUUCCUAAAGAAGGUGAAGACAUGCAACCCCCAGUAUGCAGGGGCAAUCGUCGUACACUGCAGUGCUGGAGUCGGACGCACAGGCACUUUUAUUGUCAUUGACGCCAUGCUGGACAUGAUGCACGCAGAGAGGAAGGUGGACGUGUAUGGUUUCGUGAGUCGGAUCCGGGCUCAGCGCUGUCAAAUGGUACAGACAGAUAUGCAAUAUGUGUUUAUCUACCAAGCACUUCUGGAGCACUAUCUGUAUGGAGACACAGAGCUGGAAGUGACCUCGCUAGAGACCCACCUCCAGAAAAUCUACAACAAAGUGCCAGGGACCAGCAGCAACGGUCUGGAGGAGGAGUUCAAGAAACUAACUUCAAUCAAAAUCCAGAAUGACAAGAUGAGAACAGGCAACCUGCCGGCAAACAUGAAGAAAAACAGGGUGCUUCAAAUAAUUCCAUAUGAGUUCAAUCGAGUGAUCAUUCCAGUGAAGAGAGGCGAAGAGAACACAGACUAUGUCAAUGCGUCCUUUAUUGACGGUUAUCGCCAGAAGGACUCGUAUAUCGCCAGCCAAGGCCCUCUCCAGCACACGAUAGAGGAUUUCUGGAGGAUGAUCUGGGAGUGGAAAUCCUGCUCUAUAGUUAUGUUAACAGAGCUAGAGGAGAGAGGCCAGGAGAAAUGUGCCCAGUACUGGCCUUCUGAUGGCUGCGUGUGCUAUGGAGACAUCACCAUGGAGCUGAAAAAAGAAGAAGAAUGUGAGAGCUACACAGUGCGGGACCUGCUAGUAACAAACACCAGGGAAAACAAGAGCCGGCAGAUUCGACAGUUCCAUUUCCAUGGCUGGCCAGAAGUUGGAAUUCCUAGCGAUGGGAAAGGAAUGAUCAAUAUCAUUGCAGCAGUGCAGAAACAGCAGCAGCAGUCUGGGAACCAUCCAAUCACUGUGCACUGCAGUGCUGGGGCAGGAAGAACAGGAACCUUCUGUGCACUGAGCACUGUCCUGGAAAGGGUGAAAGCCGAGGGGAUUCUGGACGUCUUUCAGACAGUGAAGAGUUUAAGAUUACAGAGGCCGCAUAUGGUGCAGACACUGGAACAGUACGAAUUCUGCUACAAGGUGGUGCAGGAAUACAUUGACGCCUUUUCCGACUACGCCAACUUCAAGUGACAAAACAACAAAAAUGACAGAAGAGUUGCCUUCUUUAAUAUUUUGUAAUAUUCAGUUUGUUAAUAUACCCCCCAGAUUAUGUGUAUAUAUCUUAACUGUUUUAGAGAUUGGUACCAUAGGCUUCAUAUUAGCUGGAGAUUUUAUAUGUAGCAAAAGUGUUAGCGCAGAUACUGUUGGCUCCUUUUUUCCAAUGUUUUAUUGGGGAAUUAAAUAGCGUGAUGUUUGGAUUAA